CCUGGGACAAAUCUACAGACAAACUGUGAUUUGCAGUCUGCUCUCACUGUCCGCCUCAGCAGUGCAGCAGUGGCACUCCGCGUUUGAGAUUCUGGGUGAAGCCAUCUUUGGCUAAGGUAUAUUCUCUCACUCUUGCAAUUCUCUCGUUGCCAUUUCCAAGUAUUCCAAGUUUGAAACAAAGGCGCCUAGUGUCUUCCGUCUUCCACCUUCCUGCCCUCAAUCCAAGCGCUUCCUCUCUCAACACAGUUCGAGAUGGCGAAGGGUGGUGCCAAGGGUGCGCUGGGUGGGCCGAAUGCCGGCAUGGGGCGGAGCGUCUUGUUGCCUCUUAUCAUCCUGCUGUCACUGAUGUACAUCGUCAUUGCGUGCCUAUCAGGCUACCUCUUCAACAAAGAUGCCGAUAGCCCUGGGAUCAUUCAGAGGAACUCGGUGGUCUUCUUCAUGGUGAUCUUCUGCCUUAUUGCAUCCAUGCUCGGCCUGGCAUCGGUGAUCAUGGGAUAUUACCAUUCAGCCACCUAUGCGGACCACUCUGCUUCUGGAGCUGCUGCAACGGCUUGGAUUGCACUGCUGAUCAACCUCUUGGCCUUCGGGAUUGCCUGCAAAACUCUUGAACGUGGAAACAUUGGUGGAGGCCGCAUCGGGUCUAUUGUGAAAACCGUAGCAUCAUUCCAGAUUAUCGUCACCGUUUUCCAACUGAUCUACAACAUCCUGGUUCACGGCCUGCCUAUCGGCAACAACCACAACAGGAAUGCUUCCCCUGCGGGCGUUGGCACCACCGGCAUCGGAAUGCCCGGUGCUAAGCACCACACAACAGCCACUGACGUUGUCUAGGUUGGCAGUCGCUUGUCGUAGAUGAGUGUACGUUACAUAUUCGUAGCAUUCAAACGCCGCCUGAGAAUCAUUGUUAGGUGGCACCUUGUUGAGAGGUGGUCGAUUGGACGAUGUAAAAUUGAGUCGUAGAUUGAGGUAGGAGUUACUGGGACGGCAAUUUUCUGUACGACCAAGUCACUAGCGUGAAAAUGUAGGAACUGAGAAUCGAAACAAUGCAGAGAUACACUGUAUUUAAAACGGUGUUAAACAAAACUCUCUACUGUUCGAAACCUUCGUAUGGAAGAAUUUGAAUGAAUUCAAUUGGAAAACUGCCAACGGCUAUGUGUUUGCACAUUUUCUUUCCUCGGGAAUAGACAAUGAAUAUAUAUGAUCUCGAGAUUGAACAAAAGUGUGAAGAACGGUUGACCCGAG
Molecule: messenger RNA, 1239 nt
Organism: Klebsormidium nitens
Lineage: Eukaryota; Viridiplantae; Streptophyta; Klebsormidiophyceae; Klebsormidiales; Klebsormidiaceae
Source: the annotation of a GenBank genome assembly